Molecule: messenger RNA, 1588 nt
Organism: Opisthorchis viverrini
Lineage: Eukaryota; Metazoa; Platyhelminthes; Trematoda; Opisthorchiida; Opisthorchiidae
Exons: 7
Coding region: 1-1212 (403 amino acids)
Source: RefSeq, a predicted model, not a curated record
AUGCCUUCGGUCCUGGCAAAACUUCGGGAGACCGGACGCGUCCUUGUGUGUCAGGGAGAGGAAAGUCACUCUAGCCACAUAUGUUUCUCCCGAUGGCAACAGAUAGCGUUAUUCCGACGCUUUCCAGAUGUAACGGAGCCACUCGUUCUCCGUCCCCCAGUAGGCUCUGAAGUCUAUGGCGAACCGGGGGUAAGGUUUCGAGCUCUGUUUAAUCCUGAUGGGGAUCCUCGUCGUCGGCGCCGUCUGUUGUGCCACUGUAUGCUAUCAGUCCUAUUGGCGCUGAUCGCGGUCACGGUGCUUUUGUUCAUCAUGUUUAUGGUUGGUUUGGGUCCUUUGUUCCCUGCCUCGUCUCAAUCACCGGUCGCCACUGCUUAUCGCAGCCAGUCUGCGUACUCCACUUGUAGCGUGCUGAUUCCAGUGUUGCGGGUACGUAUGACUGAGGUGAUUUCGCCCAUGGAUAAUAUGUUCAAUGUAACACUAAUGGGUGAUAGCACGUCGCCGGGGAUGCAGACAGUGAAAAUAUUGCACCUAUGCAAAGACGGUCUGACUGUUAUUCGGGACAAUGAGCGCUGUUACAUUCGUCCAAUGAGGCAAGGUUGGCGCCGAUUGUGUUCGGACAGUCACAUGCAACGAGUGCGGCUUGGUGCUCUAUUUCGCCCGUCGAUUGAGGCCCGUUUGAAUGAUGAGCGGUGGUUUAUCGAUGAGUCCCCAUCCGUUCCCAACGUGAUCAACAACUCGUACAUUAUGGCUUGGUGUGAAGGCGUUCCGGCGUUCCGAUUGGUUUCCAAUCCUCCGGCUGACGGAUAUACAAUCUAUCCAUCGAGCGAGUCCAUGCCCACAUUCGUUGCUCCGCCCUCACCGGAGGAUCCCGACAGCGCCGAGGUGCUCGAUGAAUUCUUGCAUCCAAGUUCAACUCCUGAGCAGCAUCCGGAUGCAUUGCUUGAUAACGUCGGAGCCCCGUUCAUUCGGCGCACACGUCACUUGGAUUUGAGUGAGGCGUUGGGCGUUAAACCUAACGAGCUGCCUAUUUCUCUUAAUUCCAGACCCUUGACGGAACAACCAAGUCGCCGCCGCCCACGUCAUGUUGCACCUAUCGCUCCCAGGAAAUGUCGGGAAGUCGCCACAGUUCUUGAGGACGCAACCGUAUCAUUAGAAGACGAGCCGGGGAUUUCCUUUGUCGCCCGCGAUCAAAUAAUCCAAUGUGGCGCUUAAUUCCAAUCUAUUCGAUGCCCACUGUUUGCUACAUAUGACUACGAAUUCCGUACACAAUCAUAUAUCCAUGCGUCAUUUCCUCUUAUAUUCUACACAAUCCGUUCCAACACAUCAGAUUUUCUGCUCGGUUACAUUUUGAUCCCGCUUGAACGAACAUAUAUAUAUAUAUAUAUGUUUGUCCGACAAUUUAGCCGCAUACAUUAGUAGGUUCAUUGUUUUUUUCCAGGUGUGCAUUUUUUCAUUCUGCUCUCACAUUCUUAUUAUUCCUCGUGUAUUUCAACCCUCACUUUUGUUUUACCGCUUGAUUAUAUGCUCCUUAAGCGUUGAAUGGUAGUUUGAAAUUGACCUUGGGAUCAUUAUCAGAUGUUGUACGGUG